AUGGUCGCCACCAAACUCGAUGGCACCGCCAUCGCCAAGAGCAUCCGUGAGCGCAUCGGCGCCGAGAUCAUCGAGAAGCAGAAGCGUAAUCCCCGCUACAGGCCAUCCCUGAAGAUCAUUCAAGGCAUGCGUGAUCCCUUUCCUGGCCACGACCGUCCCGCCCUCGCUGACCCCGUCCUUUGGCACCACCUACGUCCGGAUGAAGCUCAAGGCCGCCCAGGAGGUAAGCUCAGCCGCCGAUGCCACGCAGCCUGUGCGCUCACGCCCGUCGUCGCCCAGGCCGGCGUCGCUUGCGAAUUGCUUCACUUCCCCGAGACCAUCACCGAGACGGAGCUGUUGGGCCAGAUCCGACGUCUCAACCACGACACCACGGUCAACGGCAUCCUCGUCCAGCUCCCCCUUCCCGGCUCCAUCGGCGAGGACAGCAUCACGUCGGCCGUGGCCGACGAGAAGGACGUCGACGGCUUCGGCACCAACAACAUCGGGGAGCUCGCCAAGCGUGGGGGCAAGCCCAUCUUCACGCCCUGCACGCCCAAGGGCAUCAUCCACCUGCUCAACGAGGCCGGCGUCGAGCUGACGGGCAAGUCGGCCGUCGUUCUCGGCCGCAGCAACAUCGUCGGCGGCCCCGUCAGCUACCUUCUCCGAAACGCCGACUGCACCGUCACCGUCUGCCACUCCAAGACGAAGGCCCUCCAAAGCUACCUCAAGCACGCCGACAUCGUCAUCGCCGCCAUCGGCCAAGCCCAGUUCGUCAAGGGCGAGUGGCUCAAGGAGGGCGCCGUCGUCAUCGACGUCGGCACCAACUUCAUCCCCGACGCGUCGAGGAAGAGCGGCCAGCGGAUGGUCGGCGACGUCGAGUACGAGUCGGCAAGCCAGGUGGCCUCGGUCAUCACGCCGGUCCCCGGCGGCGUCGGGCCCAUGACGGUGGCCAUGCUGCUCCAGAACGUCGUGGAAGCCACCACGCUCUUCUUCGAGACGGAAAAGAAGCGCAAGACGAUCCCGCUGCCGCUGAAGCCGAGGAAGCCGGUGCCGUCGGACAUUGCCAUCUCGAGGGAGCAGAGGCCCAAGCAGAUCAGCCGCAUCGCCGCCGAGGUCGGCAUCGCCCCUCACGAGCUGGAACCCUACGGCGCCUUCAAGGCCAAGGUGGAUCUCAACCUGCUCAAGCGGCUGCAGCACCGACGAGACGGCCGCUACGUCGUCGUCACGGGCAUCACUCCGACGCCCCUCGGCGAGGGCAAGUCGACGACGACCAUGGGCCUGGCCCAGGCCUUGGGCGCCCACGUCGGCCGCCUGACCUUUGCCAACGUCCGGCAGCCGAGCCAGGGUCCCACCUUUGGCAUCAAGGGCGGUGCCGCCGGCGGAGGCUACAGCCAAGUCAUCCCCAUGGACGAGUUCAACCUGCACCUCACGGGCGACAUCCACGCCAUCACGGCGGCGAACAACCUUCUCGCGGCCGCCAUCGAGACGCGCAUCUUCCACGAGAACACGCAAAAGGACGGCCCGCUCUACAGGCGGCUCGUGCCGGCCAAGAACGGCGCCCGCACGUUUGCGCCCGUCAUGCUCCGCCGGCUCAAGAAGCUCGGCAUCGACAAGACGAACCCGGACGACCUCGACGAGGAUGAGAUCCGCCGGUUCGCGCGCCUCGACAUCGACCCCGAGACCAUCACCUGGCGCCGCGUCCUCGACGUCAACGACCGCCACCUCCGCGGCGUCACCGUCGGCACCGCGCCGACGGAGAAGGGGCAGAGCCGCGAGACGGGCUUCGACAUCUCGGUGGCGAGCGAGUGCAUGGCCAUCCUCGCCCUCAGCACGAGCCUCGGCGACAUGCGCGAGCGCCUCGGCCGCAUGGUCGUCGCCACCUCUCGCGGCGGCGACCCCGUCACCUGCGACGACGUCGGGGCCGGCGGCGCGCUGACGGCGCUCAUGCGGGACGCCGUCAAGCCCAACCUCAUGCAGACGCUCGAGGGCACGCCCGUCUUCGUCCACGCCGGGCCCUUUGCCAACAUCAGCAUCGGCCAGAGCUCCAUCAUCGCCGACAAGCUGGCGCUCAAGCUGGCCGGCACGGAGCCCGACGAGGACCACGACGCCAGCACGGGCUUCGUCGUCACCGAGGCCGGCUUCGACUUCACCAUGGGCGGCGAGCGCUUCUUCAACAUCAAGUGCCGCGCCUCGGGCCUCGUGCCCGACGUCGUCGUCGUCGUCGCCACGGUGCGAGCUCUCAAGGUGCACGGCGGCGGUCCCCCGAUCGCGCCGGGCGCGCCCCUGAGCCCCGUCUACAAGGAGGAGAACGUGGAGAUCCUCCGGGCCGGGUGCGUCAACUUGAGGAAGCAUAUUUCCAACGCCAAGUCGUUUGGCAUCCCCGUCGUCGUCGCCAUCAACCGAUUCGCGACGGACACGGCGGCCGAGAUUGCCGUCAUCCGCGAGGAGGCGCUGGCUGCCGGUGCCGAGGACGCCAUCCUUUCGGACCACUGGGCCGAGGGCGGCAAGGGAGCCGUUGACCUCGCCAAGGGCGUCAUGGCGGCGUCGGUCAUGGCCAAGGAGAUGACGCUGACGUACGGGCUGGAGGGCACCGUGCAGGAGCGCAUCGAAGCCAUCGGCACGAAGAUGUACGGCGCCGCCAAGGUUGAAUUCAGCCCGCUGGCGCAGAAGAAGGUGGACACGUACACGAAGCAGGGCUACGGCCACCUGCCCAUCUGCGUUGCCAAGACGCAGUACUCGCUGUCGCACGAUCCGGAGCUCAAGGGGGCGCCGACGGGCUUCACCAUCCCCAUCCGCGACGUGCGCAUGGCUGCCGGAGCCGGUUACCUGUAUGCUCUCGCCGCCGACAUCCAGACCAUCCCGGGCCUGCCGACGGCGCCGGGCUACCUCAACGUGGACGUCGACGUCGAGACCGGGGAGAUUGAUGGCCUAUUUUGA
This is a messenger RNA of Drechmeria coniospora, 2916 nucleotides long. Its product is annotated as C-1-tetrahydrofolate synthase. The record is from RefSeq and is a predicted model, not a curated record. Lineage: Eukaryota; Fungi; Ascomycota; Sordariomycetes; Hypocreales; Ophiocordycipitaceae. Gene Ontology annotation, biological process: tetrahydrofolate interconversion. The transcript has 3 exons. Gene Ontology annotation, cellular component: cytosol. Bases 1 to 2916 code for a protein of 971 amino acids. Gene Ontology annotation, molecular function: ATP binding; formate-tetrahydrofolate ligase activity; methylenetetrahydrofolate dehydrogenase (NADP+) activity.